AUGGCCGCGGACGUAGAUAAAAGCCAACCCGGGGAUGGGAGCUGCAACCCGGUGCAGAACGAAGCAACCCGCCCUGGGAUGACUUCUGUGCGGUGGCUCUGGAGAGGAGUUUGGGUCCUGAUCCUUACUGCUGCGGUGCCUCUCCUGGCGUUUGGAAUCAAGUACCAUCAAGAUGCCCAGCUUGUCAAACGUCACGAGGAGAGCUUGCAUACUCUAGGAGCAGAAGGACUCUUUCUAUUCUCCUCCUUGGACACUGACCGGGACUUCUAUCUCAGUCCAGAGGAGUUCAAGCCUAUUGUGGAGAAACUCACUGGAGUUACACCUCCCUUGGAAGCCGAAGAAGAAGCCAUACACGACCCCAAUGGAGAGACUUUGGUAUUGGUGGCAAAAAUGCAGCCUCUUCAGCUGGAGUCUAUGACAAAGAGCAAGGAUGGGUUUCUUGGGGUUUCUCACAGUUCUUUGAGUGGUCUUCGCUCAUGGACGUCUCCCGCAAUCCCCUCCUCCACGUUCUCGGCCAGCCAGUUCAGAGUCUUCCUGCCUCCAAAGAAUAAAGUAGAUGUGGGAGACACAUGGUGGGUCAUCGCAAGUGAUCUCAAUAUUUUUACUGGUUACCUGCCCAACAAUCGCUAUCAUCCUCCGACUCCAAGAGGCAAAGAGGUUUUCAUUCACUCUCUGCUGAGUAUGUUUCACCCUCGGCCUUUCAUCAAAUCGCGGUUCGCUCCCCAGGGCGCUGUGGCUUGUAUCCGUGCAAGCAACGACUUCUAUUUUGAUAUUCACUUUCGAAUUCAUGCGGAGUUCCAGCUAAACGAAGUGCCAAACUUUCCCUUUUGGUUCACCCCGGGUCAGUUCGCCGGUAACAUUGUGCUCUCAAAAGACGGUUCUCACGUUCGCCACUUCCACCUUUACGUCCCCAAUAACAGGUCUCUAAACGUGGACAUGGAGUGGUUGUAUGGCUCCAGUGAAAGUAGUAACAUGGAGGUGGACAUAGGAUACUUACCACAGAUGGAGCUGCUGUCUUCUGGCCCAUCCACUCCCUCCGUUAUUUUUGACGAGGAGGGUAAUAUACUGGACAGUAAGGAAAGCAGUCAAGAGCCAAUCCAGUUUGUUUUUGAGGACAUCGUCUGGAGCUCAGAGAUCAGUCAUGAGGAUACAGUUCGCCGCAUGGAGGUCACUUACUAUCCAUUCAAGAAGGUCGAUUAUCUUCCCUUUUCAGAGGCUUUCACAAGAGCGGAAGCAGAAAACAAACUUGUACAUUCAAUUUUACUGUGGGGUUCUGGGCGAACUCUCCGGGAAACUGUCCUGGAAAGUUCGCCCGUUCUGGCGCUCCUCAACCAGAGCUUCAUCAGCAGCUGGUCUCUGGUCAAAGAACUGGAGGACCUGCAGGCUGCGGAGAAGAACCUUGUGAGUGAGAAAGCCCGUCUACACCUGGAGAACUACAACUUUCCUGUAGAGAUGAUGGUGGCGCUGCCUAAUGGGACCAUUGUCCACCACAUCAAUGCUAACUAUUUCCUGGAUCAGACUGCCAUGAAACCAGAAGAGGAAGGAGCCACUUUCAGCUUCUCUGGGGGCUUUGAAGACCCCUCAACGUCCACUUACCUGAGCUUCCUGAAGGAGGGCUUAGAGAGGGCCAAGCCGUACCUGACAGAAUAA
Messenger RNA from Knipowitschia caucasica, 1650 nucleotides. The record is from the annotation of a GenBank genome assembly. Lineage: Eukaryota; Metazoa; Chordata; Actinopteri; Gobiiformes; Gobiidae.